Podospora anserina S mat+ is the source of this 1182-nucleotide messenger RNA. RefSeq lists its product as uncharacterized. Bases 1 to 1182 code for a protein of 393 amino acids. NCBI's taxonomy places the organism in Eukaryota, Fungi, Ascomycota, Sordariomycetes, Sordariales, Podosporaceae. The record is from RefSeq and is a predicted model, not a curated record. The transcript has 2 exons.
AUGGCGACCCAGCAAGCCCAAGAGCCCUAUCGUGGCUACAAUGACGAGAGCCGAGCCCAUUGGGUGUUGAUUCCCACGAUUCUUUUUACCAUUCUCUGCCCUCUUCUCCUCGCCAUCCGAAUCCACGCCCGCAGAGCGACCACGAUGUUGGACCGUGGUGAUUGGAUCAGUGCCACAGCUUUGCUUGCUGACCUUUUUUUCACGUUACAGUUCUUCAACAUAGCUACCAAUGUCAUGUUCUUUGCCAUGGUCAGCCACGGUUUUGGCAAGCAUUCCGAUGUUAUCCCCAAGCACGAUCUCUUUUCGGCCCUUCAGAUCUGGUUCUUUGGUCAAAUCACCCACAAGAUUGCUCUCCAUCUCACCAAGGUCUCGCUCCUCUUGCUCUACGUCCGGAUCUUUAGUCACGUCCGAGCGUUUAAGUUAACAGCAAUGGGCCUGAUUUACUUUAUCCUCCUUUACAUGACCUCUUCGAGCAUCGUGGGAAUUUGCCAAUGCAUCCCCAUCGCCUCAGCCUGGGAUCUCGACAUCCAUGGAAAGUGUCUGAACCUUUACAUCAUCUGGAACAUGAACGCCAUCGUCUCUCUGGUCACCGAUCUCAUCAUCUUGGUCCUCCCGUUCCCUCUCGUCAUUAGAUUGAACAUCCCCCUGAGCCAGAAGCUUGCGUUGAUGCCAGUGUUUGGAUUGGGUGUGUUUAUUGUGGUGGCAUCGGCUCUCCGAGUCCAGUCGCUCCUAGUGAGCCAUGUGACGGACAGGACAUACGACAUCAUUGGAACGUUGUGGACGAUCAUCGAGUAUAAUCUCGCGUUUGUUUGCUUGUGCUUGCCUUCGGUGAGGGUGCUGUUGGUGAGAACCUGGCCAACAAUAUUCAAAAGCUCUGUUGGAAGAAGCCAGACCAGUGGUGCCACGGCUGGGCACAGAUAUGCGAGGGCCGGUGGGGGGGCCACAACCUGGCCCGUUAAGAUCGAGCUGGACGACCGCCCCUGGUCACGUGUGGGGGGUGAUGCUGGGCUGGAUGGGUCGGAUAGUACCGACGAGAUCCUCGGGUCUGGCGAGGGGGUUGAGGCUGGUGUUGAGCCAGCAGGGAUCACCAGGACGGUGGAGUUCGGGGUUGAGUUCGCGCCUGUGAGCGCUCCAGCUCGUGCGGCGACGCGCGAGAGCCGGGCCGGCGAGUCCAAGACCUGA